Molecule: messenger RNA, 915 nt
Organism: Myotis davidii
Lineage: Eukaryota; Metazoa; Chordata; Mammalia; Chiroptera; Vespertilionidae
Product: phosphopantothenate--cysteine ligase-like
Exons: 2
Coding region: 72-389 (105 amino acids)
Biological process (GO): coenzyme A biosynthetic process
Cellular component (GO): nucleus; cytoplasm
Molecular function (GO): phosphopantothenate--cysteine ligase activity
Source: RefSeq, a predicted model, not a curated record
CCUCCUGAUCUGGAGACGGCCUUUCUGCAUUUCAUACGAACUAGGCACUAGGGAUACGGAAAUGAAUAACAAUGAAGAUGGUGCCAAAAAUGCUUUCUCCUUUGGUUAAAGACUGGGCUCCCAAAGCAUUUAUAAUUUCCUUUAAGUUGGAGACUAAUCCCUCUAUCAUAAUUGACCGUGCACGAAAUGCUUUGGAAAUGUAUCGACAUCAAGUGGUGGUGGCUAAUAUCCUUGAGUCACAACGGUCCUUUGUCAUUAUUAUAACCAAAGACUCAGAAACUAAGUUAUUGCUAUCAGAGGAAGAAAUAGAAAAAGGCAUGGAAAUAGAAGAGAAGAUAGUGGAUGAUCUUCAGUCCCGACACACAGCUUUUAUACAAGACAAAAAUUGAAGGAUCAAAAACUAUAGGGUCAAAAAUUGUUCAGUGGACCAGGGCUCUUACAGAUGGUGAGAACUAGAAUAAGUCCUUUGCUUUCAUAAAGACAGAGAAAAUGAAGGGAAAAAGCAGUGAGUGGUGUGCAGGCAAAUAUGGUUUGCUAUUUGUCUUUUAAAGGUCAUUUAAUACCCAUUAAAAAUGAAAACAAAAGCAAACAAUUAUGACUUACCCACCUGACACAUUCACCUGGAUGUCAUCUUGAUUUUAAAAUGAGCAUGAGCUGUUUCUCACCCUUAAAAAAAAAGAGCUUAUUGGGAAUUAUAUUCCUUAAAAUAUACAUGUGGGGCCUGAAUAUCAACCAUCUUCACUAUAAAGUGGAUUAUGGUUUCAUGAAUGGCCAUGCUUUGAAGAUCAGUUGUUGAUGCCUACUAUGUGGUAGGCCUUAUUGAUUAUGAAGAUUAAAAAGAUGAAUAAACAUGUCUAGUUUGGGAAAUGGAUAUAUAAAAAAUUAAGUGCAAUAAAGUGUGUGCCCAAAAGUUGA